Molecule: messenger RNA, 1287 nt
Organism: Notodromas monacha
Lineage: Eukaryota; Metazoa; Arthropoda; Ostracoda; Podocopida; Cyprididae
Source: the annotation of a GenBank genome assembly
AUGCAGGGUCGAGACUACGACUCAGACGACGCCAGAGAAGACCACAAAAUGCGUCUCGUUUCAGCCCGUUUGCAAUGGGAGCAAUUCCUGAAAUCUCGGCCGAGGACGCACAGUACCAUUUCCUUGCGUUCCGGGCAGAUUGCGCCGAGUUUAUCCUUCGAAUCGCCUCAGGUGCUCCUGCCGCCGACAGACGACGCCCGAUGUCAGAGUCGCAGCGGCAGCAUAUCUUCACGAGGCUCUCGUCGGAAUAGCGCAGAUCGUCGCGGCAGCGCUGUAGGCAUCCGUAUGACACAAGCUGCUGCAUUGGCAGAGUGGGACGGCCUCUCCGGACACAAAGAACUUGUAGCACGGAUGCUUGCCACUGCUCCGGCACCUCGCCAGCUGUCGCCGUACACCGAAGAGGAAGGGGACGAUGGGUGCGUCAUCUCUGUGCCGCAGACUCAUCACCGGCCAACGCGGCAUCAAGCACGUGUGCCGUCAGAGGUCGUUCGCUACAACUCCUACGACGACGACGACGACGAAGACGAGGCGGAGGAGGUGCACCAUCAUCUUCGGCACCAACGACACCACGGCCCCUCUUCGAGGAGCACAGAAUCUGAGGGCGAAAAGCAAUUAAUAUUAUCUGAAAGGGGCAUGGAGUUUUCCAGAAACAUGCGGGACUACGAGUCUCAGUUGAAAUCGCAACAGGCCGCAGCCAAGAGGAGCCACAAAAUGCGAGCAAGGCCUUCGUCCCAAAAGAAAAAUCCCGUUUCGAAGCUAAUGGAGCCCGACGGGAAGAUUCUCGGGUCGCCCGAGUCGCUUUGUUUUUCGCGUGAUACUCGAAAUUGGAAAAUAUUUGUUUCUUCUGGAGACGAGGAGGACGAAUGCGUCGCAAAACGUCGGGCACUUUGGUGCUUGUUUUUUAUUGAAUGGAAAUUCCUGCAUAUUGUUCGAGUUCCCACCCAGCGGCGCGCGGCGUGCUGUCUGCGGGAGGGAAGCCCGGGCGAGCAGCAAGCAAAGCGAGCCAGGAGCGGGCAAAACGCGCGGGCCCGCCGAGCCCGGGGUUUCGAAGCGGACGCGCGCCAGUUGCCCGCGUGCCGUCGGAGUGCGCUCAUGGUUUUUCACAGUCAGGCGUCGUGGUCAUCGUCGUCGUCGUCGUCGUCGUGUGAUGGGUAUAGAGGAGCAGAAAUGCCCGUCGUGUUUUUCAGCAAGCGCACCACAUGUGUACUGAAAAUGUGUGCGUGUGUGUUGUGGUUCAAGAGUCGUUCGAGCCAACAUGCUGGUGCCGAGGGUGGUUCAUUGUCCUGA